Chrysoperla carnea is the source of this 402-nucleotide messenger RNA. It is a transcript of the gene RpL37a, whose product is annotated as 60S ribosomal protein L37. Gene Ontology annotation, biological process: translation. Gene Ontology annotation, molecular function: RNA binding; structural constituent of ribosome. NCBI's taxonomy places the organism in Eukaryota, Metazoa, Arthropoda, Insecta, Neuroptera, Chrysopidae. The transcript is spliced from 3 exons. Bases 79 to 354 code for a protein of 91 amino acids. The record is from RefSeq and is a predicted model, not a curated record. Gene Ontology annotation, cellular component: ribosome; cytosolic large ribosomal subunit.
UAAUAUCGCAAUAUCGCUACGUGCUGUAUGUCAACAACUUCAUAGUUCUGUUUCUUUUCCCUUCAACAUUCGUUCAACAUGACGAAGGGUACAUCAAGUUUUGGUAAACGUCGGAAUAAGACCCAUACGCUUUGUCGGCGUUGUGGGCGAUCAUCGUAUCACAUCCAAAAAUCACAGUGCGCACAAUGCGGAUAUCCAUCAGCAAAAUUACGAUCAUAUAACUGGUCAGUUAAAGCUAAAAGGAGGAAGACCACUGGAACCGGUCGUAUGCGUUUCUUGAAGAUUGUAAGGCGUCGUUUCCGUAAUGGUUUCCGUGAAGGUGGUAAACCCGCUCCAAGAAAAGUAUCUGCAUAGAAUUUUUGUAUAAACUUAUUAAUUAUUAAUAAAACAUAAAAUUCAAAA